AGGAACUAAGACUGUUUACUUCAGGUGUGGCAGAGACAGCUGAGGUUUCCCGUCCACCAUUUUUCGCCUGCAUUUAACGACUCCCGGGCCUGAGGUGGGGCUGCUGCUGUGAUAAUGACCAUGGGAGACCACGCACCUAACGCACCCGUGGCCUCGCUCGUCUAUCCGGUGCUUAUUCGCCCUAUAUUGGGACAGAUUGAGAGAGAGAAUGUAGCAUCGAGCCAGACCCUCCGCGCUGCCCUGAGUCGAGUGGAGGCAGCCUACCCUGGCUUCACCUAUGAGCUGGUGAUGGGGCUGGUUCGCAAGGCUGACCUCUCCGUUAAUAUGAAUGAGUCGGUUCUGAGGCUCCAGGGCUCCGUCAAUGAGGCCGAUUCCAGCGACUACCGGGUGACACGCACUGAGGACGCUUUCCAGGAGCUGAACCGGAAGAGUGCCAACCUGAAGCGUAUCCUCUCUCGCAUUCCGGACGAGAUUACCGACCGCAAGACCUUCCUGGAGACUAUCAAGGAGAUAGCAAGCGCCAUUAAGAAGCUUUUGGACGCAGUGACAGAAGUAUCCCAGUUCAUCCCAGGCAUGCAAGGAAAACAAGCCCUGGAGCAUCGCAAGAGGGAUUUUGUGAAGCAUAGCAAGAAAUUUAGCAACACACUCAAGGAAUACUUCAAAGAGGGCCAGGCUAAUGCAGUGUUUGUGAGUGCCACCUUCCUUAUCCACCAGACCAACCUUAUCAUGCUCACAGUGAAGGACAAGUGUGAGUGAAGGAGCUGCCCACACACCGCCAGAGAGAGAGAGAGAGGGGGGUGGUACAAGUGAGAGAGUAUGUGAGGAGAGCAAGAGUGUAAAUGUGAGUGAGAGAGAGAGAGUGUGUGUGUGUG
Messenger RNA from Portunus trituberculatus (swimming crab), 872 nucleotides. It is a transcript of the gene Ccm3, whose product is annotated as programmed cell death protein 10-like. Bases 115 to 756 code for a protein of 213 amino acids. Gene Ontology annotation, molecular function: protein kinase binding. NCBI's taxonomy places the organism in Eukaryota, Metazoa, Arthropoda, Malacostraca, Decapoda, Portunidae. The record is from RefSeq and is a predicted model, not a curated record. Gene Ontology annotation, cellular component: Golgi apparatus; FAR/SIP/STRIPAK complex. The transcript has 5 exons. Gene Ontology annotation, biological process: regulation of Golgi organization; positive regulation of MAP kinase activity.